AUGAAAAAUCCUCCGGCCAUCAUCGGGCCACUUAGUCCGCAGGCACUUACGUGGACCAUCUCGGUGGCUAACUUGACCGUGGUGGAUAGGGUGCCCGCUGAGAUGCUCCAUCUCGUUGACACACACUGGUAUCAGUUUCCGCCUUUGGAGACCAAGUGGCAUGCUGCACUGGCCACCACCAUUGGAUUGCUGGCUUUGAUUUCUAUCGUAGGCAACGGAUGCGUGAUACUGAUAUUCUCGUCCACCAAAGGUCUCCGUACGCCAUCCAACCUGAUGGUGAUCAAUCUAGCGUUUGCCGAUUUCAUGAUGAUGUUUACGAUGGCUCCACCGCUCAUUAUCAAUUCGUACCACGAGACCUGGGUGUUUGGACCGUUGAUGUGCGAAAUAUAUGGAAUGUUCGGUUCAUUGUCGGGCUGCGUUUCGAUCUGGAGCAUGACAAUGAUCGCCUUCGAUCGGUACAACGUGAUCGUAAAGGGUUUAGCCGCCAAACCGCUCACUUAUGUCGGAUCGGUGAUGCGAAUUCUCUUCGUAUGGGUCAACUCACUCGUCUGGACGCUAGCGCCACUGUUCGGCUGGAACCGCUACGUACCGGAAGGCAACAUGAGUGCGUGCGGCACGGACUACCUCUCGAAGGAUUGGAUAAGUGUGUCCUACAUUUACGCGUACUCGGUGUUCGUCUAUUGGUUGCCGCUAUUACUUAUCAUCUACUGCUAUUCCUACAUUCUAAAGGCUGUUUCUGCACAUGAACGGAACAUGCGAGAGCAGGCGAAAAAAAUGAAUGUUGCUUCCCUACGCUCGACGGAUGCAUCGAAAACGAAUGCAGAAAUUAAACUGGCCAAAGUGGCACUCGUUACGAUAACUCUCUGGUUCAUGGCCUGGACACCAUAUCUGGUUAUCAAUUAUGCCGGGAUAUUUGUUUCCAGUCCCAUCAGCCCGCUACAAACGAUCUGGGGAUCGGUAUUUGCCAAAGCUAAUGCUGUGUACAAUCCGAUAGUUUACGGCAUUAGCCAUCCAAAGUACCGGGCUGCUCUGCACGAGCGCUUCCCGUCAUUAGCUUUCCGUCGAAAGGUCGAUUCUACCGAUCAGAGUUCCAUAGCUUCCUGUGCGACUGCUGCCGAUCAAUGCGAAACCUGAAACUGAUGGCUGACCACAAAGU
This is a messenger RNA of Anopheles maculipalpis, 1156 nucleotides long. Its product is annotated as opsin-1-like. NCBI's taxonomy places the organism in Eukaryota, Metazoa, Arthropoda, Insecta, Diptera, Culicidae. Gene Ontology annotation, molecular function: G protein-coupled receptor activity. Gene Ontology annotation, cellular component: membrane. Gene Ontology annotation, biological process: phototransduction; G protein-coupled receptor signaling pathway; visual perception. The transcript has 2 exons. The record is from RefSeq and is a predicted model, not a curated record. The coding region runs from base 1 to 1134 and encodes 377 amino acids.